Capsicum annuum is the source of this 998-nucleotide messenger RNA. RefSeq names its product GTP-binding protein YPTM2. Lineage: Eukaryota; Viridiplantae; Streptophyta; Magnoliopsida; Solanales; Solanaceae. Gene Ontology annotation, molecular function: GTPase activity; GTP binding. The coding region runs from base 186 to 797 and encodes 203 amino acids. The transcript has 8 exons. The record is from RefSeq and is a predicted model, not a curated record.
UUUUAACAAGUCCAACUUUCGCCGUGCUAUUUAAUCUCCUCUUUAUUGAUUAUUGAAAGCACAUAAAAUAAACUAAAAUACCAUCUCAUUUCUAUCGUAGCCCAACUGUUGUGAUUCUCCCAUCAGUUUCCCUGCCCAAAAAUCUCAAAUAGUAUUUGUUCAAUUUGCCGAUACGUUUAGCAGUCAUGAAUCCCGAAUAUGACUAUCUUUUCAAGCUUUUGCUUAUUGGAGAUUCUGGAGUCGGCAAAUCAUGCCUCCUUCUCAGAUUUGCUGAUGAUUCAUACCUUGAAAGUUACAUUAGUACCAUUGGAGUGGACUUCAAAAUCCGCACAGUGGAGCAGGAUGGGAAAACCAUUAAACUUCAAAUUUGGGACACAGCUGGUCAAGAGCGUUUUAGGACAAUCACCAGCAGUUACUAUCGUGGGGCUCAUGGCAUAAUUGUUGUUUAUGAUGUGACUGAUCAAGAAAGCUUCAAUAAUGUCAAGCAAUGGUUGAAUGAAAUUGAUCGAUAUGCAAGUGAUAGUGUAAACAAGCUUCUUGUUGGAAAUAAGUGUGACCUCACAGCACAGAAGGUAGUUGCCACGGAGACGGCUCAGGCUUUCGCAGAUGAAAUUGGUAUUCCAUUCAUGGAAACAAGUGCAAAAAGUGCAACCAAUGUGGAGCAGGCUUUCAUGGCCAUGUCUGCUUCAAUCAAGAACAGAAUGGCGGCUAACCCUGCAGCAAACAAUGCUCGGCCUCCUACUGUGCAGAUCCGUGGACAACCAGUCAACCAAAAGAGUGGUUGCUGCUCAACUUGAAAGAAUGAAGCGAACUCAGCACGAUGAUGCUUCUAAUCUGGUGUGGCAUGUAAAACUAAUCGCAGUGGUUUGAAUGAUGUUUAGGUGCUACUUUUAUAUUUUAUUUCAGCCUUUUGCCAAAACCCCAUUCUUUGCAAUGUAUUUGAUUUUGUACAAAAACUAGAAAUAUUGGUGGAAUUAGUAGUGUUUGCUUUCAUUCCA